GCGCAUAGUGCGGCGGGUCCCGGUGCCUGCGUCAUGGCAUCCAAGUGCCCCAAGUGCGACAAGACCGUGUACUUCGCUGAGAAAGUAUCCUCUUUGGGCAAAGACUGGCACAAGUUCUGCUUGAAGUGUGAACGCUGCAACAAGACCCUGACCCCAGGGGGCCAUGCUGAGCACGAUGGGAAGCCCUUUUGCCACAAGCCCUGCUAUGCGACACUGUUUGGACCCAAAGGUGUGAACAUUGGUGGAGCUGGGUCCUACAUCUAUGAAAAGCCUCAGAUUGAAGGGCAGACGGCUCCAGGGCCCAUUGAGCAUGUUUCAAAGGUGGAAGAGAAGAAGGUCAGCGCCCCACCCAAAGGACCUAGCAAAGCCUCCAGUGUCACCACCUUCACUGGAGAGCCCAACAUGUGCCCACGCUGCGGGAAGAGAGUCUACUUUGCUGAGAAGGUAACUUCGCUGGGGAAGGACUGGCACCGGCCCUGCUUGCGCUGUGAACGCUGCAGUAAGACUCUAACCCCUGGGGGCCAUGCUGAGCAUGAUGGGCAACCCUACUGCCAUAAGCCCUGCUAUGGGAUCCUCUUUGGGCCAAAGGGAGUGAACACUGGAGCUGUGGGAAGUUACAUCUAUGACAAAGACCCUGAAGCAAAGGACCAGCCCUAGGAGGUUCCUUCCUAUCUGCCCACCACAGGCCACUCACACUGCAUCCUCAUUACUAAACUCCUGUUUGUAGAAGUAGCUUAGCUCGGUGAUGGUGAAGUCCCGCAUUGGAGCAGACCUUAGCCCGGCUGGUCACAGAGCUGUGCUCUCUCUGCUGUUUGUAUUCUGGGCAGGGUGGCCCUGCCUUCUGGAUUUUAUAAUAUAGUCUAUAAUAUAAGCUUUGAUGUUUAAAGGCAAAGGUAGAAAGCAUCUCUCUGGUCACUCCCAACAUGCCUGACUCUCUUCUAAACCCUCAGUGGGGUUCUCUGUUGACCCCUAUGCCCUCAAUUGCAUCCUAGGCAGUGGGUGGGGGUUGAGGGAGAAUUUUUAUGGGCAUAACUCUUAGUCACCUGGCACAUCAAUUUUAAACCCUCUCCAAGUGGUCUGACCAUGUGGGGUGUUCUGGGGGAAGGGGCCUUGUCUGGGUUCCAGUUUGCAGUCCUGAUGUGAUCCACAGCUAGUGCAGGCACUUGCUGCACUGCCACUUGAACGGUGCUGAAUUCCAGCUCGUCCCUAUUGAACUGCGGUCCCAGAGCAGUGUGAGACUUGGCUGUUUCUCGUGGCUGUGAGGUUAGAGGAGCUUGCAGAUCAGGGCACAAAUCACUACAAAGUGGGGUGGGGUGGCACUGGGUAGCC
Gavialis gangeticus (Gharial) is the source of this 1329-nucleotide messenger RNA. RefSeq names its product cysteine-rich protein 2. The record is from RefSeq and is a predicted model, not a curated record. The coding region runs from base 34 to 657 and encodes 207 amino acids. The transcript is spliced from 8 exons. NCBI's taxonomy places the organism in Eukaryota, Metazoa, Chordata, Crocodylia, Gavialidae.